Molecule: messenger RNA, 3252 nt
Organism: Lates calcarifer (barramundi perch)
Lineage: Eukaryota; Metazoa; Chordata; Actinopteri; Centropomidae
Gene: kcnn4
Product: potassium intermediate/small conductance calcium-activated channel, subfamily N, member 4
Exons: 10
Coding region: 298-1863 (521 amino acids)
Biological process (GO): potassium ion transmembrane transport
Cellular component (GO): plasma membrane; neuron projection; neuronal cell body
Molecular function (GO): calmodulin binding; small conductance calcium-activated potassium channel activity; intermediate conductance calcium-activated potassium channel activity
Source: RefSeq, a predicted model, not a curated record
UAGACAAGCGCGCGUGCGCGCGCGCGCGCACACACACACACACACACACACACACACAGCACGCAAAGAAUUCAUUUGCGGCAGGCUGACGCACUCUCCUAAAAUAAUAACGCAUGCAAAUAAGAGCACAUAGCCCGCUGCGAUGUCCAGAAGGCACCAGUGCGCGUAAUUACGCCGCGCCGGUUGGUAGGAGUGUUAAGGUGAGGGUGUAUUAGAGGCAAAGUGUUUUGGUAAACCCGCUACUUCGAUGAGCAACAAACGAGAGAAGGGCCUGGUACACAGUGCGCCCAUCGGACUAUGCCUUCCCCAACUUGGGAGGGAAGCAAAGCGGAGACCGGACAGACAGAGGACGGAGCAGCGGAGAGCGGCGACAGGGGGAGAGGGACAGGCGGCCGUCUCGUGUGCGCCCUGGAGAUGGAGAUGACAAACCGCAGCCUGCACGGCGACUCCAAAGUGGAUUGUGUAAAUUGCGAUGGCUUGAUCAGUCGAAACGGCGGGGACUCGGCUGAAGUAUCUGUGCCGCUGACACUUCCCGGGAAGCGGACAACUCUUAUGGAGGGAGACGACCUCUACAGACUGCGAGACAGAAAGGUUUUAUUAGAGGAUAAAAAGCGCCUUUGCGCGUUGUCUUUGGGCACCGCUCUGCUCGGGAUACUGCUCAUGAUAAUCCACGUCGAGAUAUGUCCCAACGUCUAUAAACCGGGAUCAAACAUUGGCUUAAUCAUCAACUGUUUCAUCAGCCUGUCCACUGGGUGUCUCCUCAUCCUCAUUAUAGCUUUCCAUUAUAAGGACAUCAGGCUGUUUGUCAAUGACCACAACCAGGUGGACUGGCGUAUUGCCAUGACAAGCCACAGGGUUUUUGUGAUCACUCUGGAGCUGUUGGUCUGUUCUAUCCAUCCCGUCGGCACAUACUGGAAGGUGGGCCUCCAGGUCAACUCCACUUCCUCAACUCCGCUCUGUAUUUCCAACGAUAACAACGAGGCGCUCUUGGACGUGGAGCUGCUCUUAUCAGUGCUGAUGUUCCUCCGUUUGUACUUGGUGCACAGAGCCAUCCUGCUGCACAGCAAAGUGCUGCUGAGUGCCUCCUACAGGAGCAUCGGGUCACUCAACAACAUCAACUUCACCUUCCGCUUUGUUCUCAAGGUACUGAUGAACAAACACCCGGCACGCACGCUGCUGGUCUUCAUCCUCCUCUUCUGGCUCACUGCGUCCUGGAUGCUUACUUUGUGUGAGAGGCAGAAACAAGCAUCAACAGGCAACAUGGAAACCGCUCUGUGGCUCAUAGCCAUCACCUUCCUCACUGUGGGCUAUGGGGAUGUGGCACCCACCACCAGCUGUGGCAAGGCAGUGUGUCUCUUCACUGGAGUCAUGCUGAAAAGAGGAAAACAGGGUGUAGCCUGCACUGCCAUGCUGGUGGCAGUCGUUACCGAGAAGCUGGCGUUGAACAAAGGAGAGAAACAUGUGCACUUCUUCAUGCUGGACAUCCAGAUCUCGAAAAGGAUCCGCCACGCCGCUGCUAAUGUGCUGAGGGAAUGCUGGCUUCUACAUCGCACAAACGUGACAAAGGGCAGCCGAGGCGAGCACCGACGACACCAGAGAUGCCUUCUGGAAGCCAUCAGAGUAUUUCGGCAUUUGCGCCUCAAACAAAGACAGCUGAGAGAUUACGUAAGUGAGAUGGUGGACCUCCCUAAGAUGCAGAUGAUCAUGUGCGACCUGAGUGCCAACUGGAAUAACUCCUAUCGGGAGCUAGAGCAGCGUAUCCUCUCCAUGGAGCAGAAGCUGGAUGAACUGAGUCGCUGCUUCCAGCAAACCUCUGAGCUGCUGUCUCAGGUCCUGCGUCAGCGCAACCCAGAGAUCAGGUGACAUGUCUCUAUGCAUUUGUUAAGAACGGAGUUAACUGCCUUCACUGUUUUCAUCUACAAUAUCCAUGAAAAUGAGACGGUAAAUCCUCUCCACCCAGAGCUGCUCCAGACUCUUAACAUGCUGAACCACUUGGAGGACUGGCAUACCUACUAAAGAUCUCAUCUUCUGGCCCUGUGCUGAGUGCACUGCACAGUGACUCAUAGCUGUAAAAUUAUACAGAUAAAAUAAGACUUUUAUUCACUGUGGGAGGAGAAUCACUGUGCAUUUUGAGAAAUCUGCUGUGAUUUCAGCAGUUGUGUUUGUGACAGCGAAAGAACUGAAUUAAAGUAAAACAAGGGCCGUGGAGAUCCGUGUGAUCCACACUGUCACAGGCUCCAGGAUUGCUCUCUUAACUGCUAUUUGUGAGGAUUCAUUGAUGGACUCCGUCAAUGCCUUAUUCCUGUGGAAUAAGAUAUAUAUUUUUACAUGCUAAUGUUAUUUUAAAUGUCUUGCAAUAUUUUUUAACAGUGUUAGCCUGAUCAAUUUUAUAGAAACCUCUUUUUCAAAUCCUUUUUCAUUAGCAGACAGUUUAAUGGUUACCAAGCUGAUUCUUGUUUGCUAACAGUCUUAUUGAAUAUAAUACAAUCUCUAACAAUUGCACAUUGUUCUGCUUUCCACCAAGCCACCAAGCUAUUUGUGAAUGAAAUGUUUUAAUGCUCCACCAACAGAAGAAACUAAACUUCAGUUCAAGUAUAGCCUUUAUUUCAAACUGUAAGUCCUUGGGAUUGCACCGGAUGUCAACUGAAACUCAGAGAUUAAUGUCGACAUUUAAGGUUGUAACCAUCUGAUGCAGGAAAAGCAUCUAACAGUUUACACCUGUUCUCAAAACAAUGGAACUUGAGCCUAAGAUAUCUUGUAAGCUCUUCUUUUAGCAACCCAACAGCUCCAUCUAGUGGACAUGAAUUAAACAAUGCAAUAUUGAGGACAGUUAUUAUUACAGUCAUAAAAAUUAUGUAACCAAAAGUUAUAUGCUAUUUUAAACCUGAAUACCAAUGUCUCGCAGGAGCAUAACAUUUGUAGUGGUGUAGGCGGUAGUGAAAAAAAAACAGAACACAAGAGGACUCAGAAACCCCCAUAAAAAACCUCACUGAUAAAAAUGCACUUUGUGACAACCAUUUGCAAAACUGGACCAACUCUUUCUCUCGAGGAUAAACUGGAGUUUUGAUGUGUUUUAACUUAAUCCAAAUACUGAAAACAUGUUCCUUGUGGGUUAAUUUGCACUUGCAUUAUGUUGUCAAAAGAACUUACAAGGAAUUUAUUCUAACCGUUUACUAUGUAUCAUUUGCACAUGGUGAAAACAUGUUAACAACCAUCCAGAACAUGCUUAUAAUUAAAAGCCAUUAAGAAUGA